AUGCACUGCGAUAGGAAUGAGCACAGGCCCAGAAUUUAUGAUCUGUCAGCUUUCCAAAACGCCUCUUUCCACCGAUCCAACUCGACUUUGUACUCGUCAAAAACUUGUACGAAUCAAUCCACAGGCUCGAUGUAUUUAUCGAAUGCCAAACCUAUCAAUGCAUAUGACCACCAAUGCAAAAAGCUUGCUGAAUGGGGAAUUGAUGCACUGAAUGACAGUUCUCCGACGAUUGCGGGUACCUCGGAGUUUGACAGUAGCGAGCAGGACGUUUUCGCGGAAAAUGAUCUGGGUGGUGAGUUGAGCGAGCAUCUGGAAGAUGAUUAUAGUCAUGAUCAUGGCCAUGGCCAUACAGGCCUUUCAAGAUUUGAGAGAAUUGUCUAUGAGAUUUUUGCACAAAACCCGUCAUAUGGCCAAAAAUUCAUGGAUGAAUUUCAAUAUACGAUAAUAGCAUCUCAAUUACUCACAGAUGCCAUAAGACCUCUUUGGGCUGCAAGACCGAGGACCCGAAUCUCAAGCAAAGGUUUGAAUACUCAUCGUGAUAAAGUUUCAUUUAACACAUCGCAAUGCCAAUCAGAAGCGCCCACAAAGUUUGGGAAAUUGCUGGUCAAGAAUCAACAGCAAAUUCUACGUCGAACUAUGCCCUUUUUCCCUACUCUAACAAUUGUUCGGCGCUGUCUUAAGGCACUUAAAGGAUGCACUAGUGUAGCCCAUAGCAGAAAUCGGGUUUUUGGCGCACUUUGCAUAGCAGUAUACUUGACGCUUCAGCAGGAGGUGUUCCACACGCAUUACGCUAAAUUCUCCGCUCUAAUUAUCCUACAAAAUGCGGUCGAAAAACUGCAAGCGCUGGACAAGCUGCUGCAUCGCUCACAUAUCCGUUACAAAGAGCUCACGGUUUACAAGCCCAUUUCAUUGGUACAGGCUGGUCAACCUUCUGGAUCAAACUUGUCCGUUCUCGAGGAUGUUCUUUCGGUAUCUCUUGAUUUGAUGUUCUACGAAUUACAAUCCAUUACCAGAGAAACUCUUCCUCUCGUCAGCAAUCACGAACUAUUUCGUUAUUGUGAAUUGUAUGAUGUGAAUCUAGUGGAUCUUUAUUUUGCCGUCAAUGGCGAAGCCAUGGGUGUGAGCGACAAAGCCAGCAGAACACAUUUAUUGAAAAAAUUUCUGCUUUGCGGCUUACUAUCAGUUGGCCAAAAAUGCAGAGAUGAGUCUCGCGAAAAGGAGUUGGAGUACCAAGUUACACUGGAAAAGAUAUUUGGAAUUUGUCCUGCUGCCGGUCAGCGCUCAGAGUUCAAGAGUCUUAGUGUGCUACUCGAACAGCUUAAUAGACUCUCAAACGUACUGAAUACCGUAUAUGCAUUUUUGGUACAGUACAAGCAUCACUUAAACGAUAGCACAACCCUACUAAGCAACAUACAGAAUCCUCAAGACCACAGCCAACAUGAUUACCGAACUGCGACCACAUUGAAUCUGAUGCAAAAUUUGCAGAAAUUCCUAAUAAGAAAUAAUACCAAGACUGACGAGGAAUUGAUCGAUCGAGUAAAUCGGCACUUGGAUGAAAUUUCCAAACUUUGGCAUCAGAACACGCCCGCAAAAAUAAGGCGCAGUCAUAAUCACACUAAAGAGCGACAUUUCAGCGGACUUAACCUGAAUGUUAUACAAUCUCCUACUUUGGGUGGCAGUGAAAACGAGUCUGACCAAAGGGGGCACUAUGAAGAAAAGCCCGUUCUAGCCUCGGCUGUUGACUUCACAGAGGUAGGGGGUUCAGGAAUGGAUACAGAAUCUGAACAAGAAGGUGAUGACACAAUCACUGAACAAGUGUUUGCGAACGAAAAUAUCGAGCACAAGGAUGAGUUUCGUAAGCUAACUGAUGAAGAACUUCGUAUCAAACUUAAUGAAAGAAUAAUGAGCUUAGCCAUUGAGAACAAACAAGGCAAGCAAAAGCUGCGUACAAAAAAGAGCUUUGGACUACUGGAUAGCAACAGGGCUGAAAACAUAAAGGAAUUGACUGCCGAGGGCCGGCCCUCGAAAUGGAACAAGUUCACCUCCGAAGAGAGCAUACCUGUUCUCUACGAAUUGAGACAGAUGUUGGAAAAAAGGUAA
Messenger RNA from Lachancea sp. 'fantastica', 2100 nucleotides. NCBI's taxonomy places the organism in Eukaryota, Fungi, Ascomycota, Saccharomycetes, Saccharomycetales, Saccharomycetaceae. The record is from the annotation of a GenBank genome assembly.